AUGAGAGAUACAGUGAAGUGGUGGUGUAGUAGUUUUGAGGGCAUCACAAGACGGCAAAUUGCUAGAGAUAAACAGACAAACACAGACAAUUCUGUGGAAAUCUUUGUUAAGAUCGUCAUUACAGCUGUUCUUGCAAUGUCCAAAACUGCAAAACCAAAAGAAGCUCUGCCAACAUCAUAUGAAAAGUUGAUGAGGAAAGAAGUGGUGGGCAUUGGACCACUUCUCAUGUAUUUUAGAACAAAGGCAAAACAGGGACGGAACUGUAUAGAGAUCAAAAUAGUACAGGUAGGGUUUAGAUUCAAUGUCUCAUUGGUGACUUUUGGUUGGCAAAAAGAAUCCCAAAGUCCUCUAAAGGGCGCCCGACAAGCCUGGCUCCAGAAUGGAAAAGCAAUCACGCCUUUAUUUGAGAGAAUUCGAAGAAGAUGGGAGAUACGUACAUCAAAGAAGAAGGUGAAACGGGUUAUGCCUGGCUCCCUGUAUGCCACAAGCAAAGACCAAUCUCCUAUGUCUUAG
Molecule: messenger RNA, 513 nt
Organism: Dovyalis caffra
Lineage: Eukaryota; Viridiplantae; Streptophyta; Magnoliopsida; Malpighiales; Salicaceae
Source: the annotation of a GenBank genome assembly